This is a messenger RNA of Aspergillus caelatus, 744 nucleotides long. RefSeq lists its product as uncharacterized. NCBI's taxonomy places the organism in Eukaryota, Fungi, Ascomycota, Eurotiomycetes, Eurotiales, Aspergillaceae. The record is from RefSeq and is a predicted model, not a curated record. Bases 98 to 532 code for a protein of 144 amino acids. The transcript has a single exon.
GUCUGCUGCAUUCCUUAGAUACAGCUCUUAUCCUAGUUGCUUACCCCCUCUAGCUUACCACUAAGUCUUCUAUAUUAGACCCUUUCAAUUCGUCAAAAUGCAACCCAGCGACAACAUGAUCCACCCCGAAGGCCCAGUAAUCAUCUCCAUCCCGAAGAAUGCAAAAGUCCACAUCGUCGGCGAGGCAAAUGCAGACUUCCGCCAAAGGGUCACCGUCGAGGAGAUUGGCAAAGGCAAGUACAUCUUCGAAGGCAGCGGUGAAGGCAAGGCCAUGACACUUGCGGGAGGAAAGGAGAGCGUCGACCUUGAGGCUAUCGAGGACCCUGGAUUUCGCACAUGGAGAUUCGACUUCGAGAACUCGAUCUCUGGUGCAGAGAACUCCUUUAGAACGUCAAAGGUGCUGCGUCCGGUCUACAACACCGUUUACGAUGCCGACUACAAAGUUCAAAAAAUGGAGUGGAAGAUUGCGAGCGAAGAUAACAUUGAUGAUGAUUACAACGACGCGAUCAUCACUGUCAGCGCCGACAUUUAAGUGUCUUUCGAUUUGGACUCGGUGAGGCUUUGAGGAAAUACCGGUUGAGCUCUAGCGUCGUGGACUUGCCCUGUAUUUAGCAUUCGCUCAUCCAGGUGAGCCUUCCUACAUAUAGUUUACCUGGUUGAAAACGCUCCAAAGAGAAUGCGUCUGUGGAUAUGAUGUGACGUCAAAUAGAUACUCAAUUAUCAAUCAUGAAUAUUCAAUAUCCC